CGCGCUCCAUGGAGACGUUUGACCCAGCCGAGCUGCCUGAGCUGCUUAAGCUUUACUACCGGAGGCUUUUUCCCUACGCCCAGUACUAUCGUUGGCUCAACUAUGGCGGAGUAAUAAAGAAUUACUUUCAACACCGUGAAUUUUCAUUCACAUUGAAAGAUGAUAUUUACAUUCGCUACCAAUCCUUCAACAACCAGAGUGAUCUGGAAAAGGAGAUGCAGAAAAUGAAUCCAUACAAGAUUGAUAUAGGCGCGGUAUAUUCCCACAGACCCAAUCAACACAAUACAGUGAAGCUGGGAGCUUUCCAGGCUCAGGAAAAAGAACUGGUGUUUGACAUUGACAUGACAGACUAUGAUGAUGUGAGGAGAUGUUGUAGUUCUGCAGACAUAUGUUCUAAGUGCUGGACCCUCAUGACGAUGGCCAUACGCAUAAUCGACCGAGCACUGAAGGAGGACUUUGGAUUUAAGCAUCGUCUCUGGAUCUAUUCUGGAAGGAGAGGUGUUCAUUGUUGGGUCUGUGAUGAAUCGGUUAGAAAAUUGUCCUCUGCAGUACGUUCCGGGAUAGUUGAGUAUUUGAGUCUUGUAAAGGGUGGUCAAGACGUUAAAAAGAAAGUCCACCUAAGUGAAAAAAUUCACCCUUUUGUCAGCAAAUCUAUAAACAUAAUAAAAAAAUACUUUGAAGAAUAUGCCUUAGUUGAUCAAGAUAUUCUUGAAAAUAAAGAAAGCUGGGAUAAGAUUUUAGCCCUUGUUCCUGAAACAAUUCAUGAGAAACUUCAGCAAAACUUCCAGAAGUAUCACAAUUCACUUCAGCGUUGGGAAUAUUUGAAGAAAGCCAUCAGCUGGCAGGAUAAUACUAAAAAUGACAAAUGUGGACCCUUGCUUGAAUGGGAGAUCAUGCUCCAGUACUGUUUUCCACGGCUGGAUAUCAAUGUUAGCAAAGGAAUCAAUCAUUUACUGAAGAGCCCUUUUAGUGUUCAUCCUAAAACAGGUCGUAUUUCUGUGCCUAUUGAUUUACAGAAAGUGGACCAGUUUGAUCCAUUUACUGUUCCAACCAUAAGCUCCAUCUGCCAUGAAUUGGAUGCCAUUUCCAUUAAUGAUGAGGGAAAGGAGGGAAACGAAGCUGAAUCUGAUAUCAAACAUAAAACCAGAGAUUAUAAGAAGACCAGUCUAGCUCCUUAUAUAAAAGUUUUUGAACAGUUUCUUGAAAACCUGGAUAAAUCCCGAAAAGGAGAACUUCUCAAGAAGAGUGAUUUACAGAAAGACUUUUGA
Molecule: messenger RNA, 1268 nt
Organism: Odobenus rosmarus divergens (Pacific walrus)
Lineage: Eukaryota; Metazoa; Chordata; Mammalia; Carnivora; Odobenidae
Gene: PRIM1
Product: primase, DNA, polypeptide 1 (49kDa)
Exons: 13
Coding region: 9-1268 (419 amino acids)
Biological process (GO): DNA replication, synthesis of primer
Cellular component (GO): alpha DNA polymerase:primase complex
Source: RefSeq, a predicted model, not a curated record